Molecule: messenger RNA, 3551 nt
Organism: Micropterus salmoides (largemouth bass)
Lineage: Eukaryota; Metazoa; Chordata; Actinopteri; Centrarchiformes; Centrarchidae
Gene: ptena
Product: phosphatase and tensin homolog A
Exons: 10
Coding region: 912-2231 (439 amino acids)
Biological process (GO): protein dephosphorylation; negative regulation of cell population proliferation; cell motility
Cellular component (GO): cell projection; cytosol; nucleus
Molecular function (GO): protein tyrosine phosphatase activity; phosphatidylinositol-3,4-bisphosphate 3-phosphatase activity; inositol-1,3,4,5-tetrakisphosphate 3-phosphatase activity
Source: RefSeq, a predicted model, not a curated record
AUAACUCGGUUGUUGCGCUUUUUAGGGUUGAAACAACUACAAACGUCAGUAGUUGCUCAUCGGCAUCUAAUAUUAAUUAUUGAAACAUUAUUAGUUAAUACUGUAUUUGGCGGUUUAAAUUAAACGGAGGCACUAUAUAGAGAAGGCGGAGGGAUCUUUGUUCUAAAAUCCCAGCCUGCUCUACCUUCUUUUUUUCCUUCGGUGGAGGCCAUGAUGGGAGCCUGAGAGUUCAGCUGGAGCGAGAGGAAGGAGAAAAGAAGAUGAUUCCCCGGGACGGAACUGUCAAACCAAUCUGUGCAGAUUUCUGAUCUUUGAGUAGUCUAUAUACAUUUAAGGUGGAGACUGUCACUUUUUUUCAGAUGUGUUCUUGGCAAUCAGUCGAUGACAAUGUUGAAUCGUUAGGAGGCUUUUGGAUCGAAGAAGGAGGUAGCGUUAGCCAUUGUUGCUAGCUAGCGAGCUAGCUAGCUAGUUAGCUAGCGAGCUAGCUGCGUCUGAGUGACUGGAUACGGGUUUCGGGAACCGGUGAGUUCUCUGUCCUCUUGCUGUCAAUCGUAGCGGCUGCGAUUGAGCCGCAGACUUGGACCUUGUCUGGCAUCUAAAGUUUUUUUUCUGAGGAGAACUGCAUGUAUUUUAAUCGGGGGUAUUCGCAAGACGAAUUGCAGGAUUGGGAAAGUCGGGCCUGCACGGAGGAGCAGAGGAAGGCCCGUCUUUAUGAUCCAGAGGAAGCCCUCCUAAUCCUACCGACGGCACUGCUAGCUCUGCUGGCUAGCUCGUCUUAGCGAGGACCUGCAAAAUUCAGAGAGAAGCCAGAGAGCAGACCCACUGACUGCGACGCGCACGACCAGACAGCCAAUACUAGAAAAACCUGUUUUCAUAAUUUUACCCCCUAAAGACUCCUGUCACCUGCUACAAUGGCUGCGAUUAUAAAAGAAAUGGUCAGCCGGAACAAAAGGAGAUAUCAAGAGGAUGGGUUCGACCUGGACUUAACAUAUAUCUACCCAAACAUCAUCGCUAUGGGCUUUCCAGCAGAGAGACUUGAAGGCGUGUACAGAAACAAUAUAGACGAUGUAGUACGGUUUUUGGAUUCGAAACAUAAAAACCAUUACAAAAUCUACAACCUCUGCGCAGAAAGACACUACGAUGCUGCCAAAUUUAACUGCAGAGUUGCACAGUACCCCUUCGAAGACCACAACCCUCCUCAGCUGGAGUUAAUUAAACCAUUUUGUGAAGACCUGGACCAGUGGCUCAGCGAGGAUGACAAUCACGUGGCGGCCAUCCAUUGUAAGGCUGGGAAGGGCCGCACUGGAGUCAUGAUCUGCGCCUAUCUCCUCCAUCGAGGCAAAUUCCUGGAGGCCCAGGAAGCGCUCGACUUUUACGGUGAAGUCAGGACAAGGGACAAGAAGGGAGUAACGAUCCCAAGCCAGCGCCGCUACGUCUACUACUACAGCUACCUACUGAAGAACCACCUAGAGUACAAGCCAGUGGCGCUGCUUUUCCACAAAAUGGUGUUCGAGACUCUCCCAAUGUUCAGCGGGAGCACCUGCAGGGACAGUACCGUUAAAAACAGGAGUGAGCCAACCCCUCAGGGCUUCAAGAAAGGGAAUUGGCAUUGGGAUCCCCAGUUUGUGGUGUACCAGCUAAAAGUGAAGAUCCACACGUCGAAUCCCGCUCACACGCGGCGCGAGGACAAGCACAUGUUUUUCGAAUUCCCCCAGCCGCUGCCAGUUUGUGGAGACAUCAAAGUGGAGUUCUUCCAUAAACAGAAUAAGAUGAUGAAGAAGGACAAAAUGUUUCACUUCUGGGUGAACACCUUCUUCAUCCCUGGACCAGAGGAGAGCGGGGACAAGAUGGAGAACGGGGCGGUGAACAAUGCAGAGAGCCAGCAGGGGGUACCGGGCCAGGGCCAACCGCAGAGCGCAGAGUGCAGGGACAGCUGCAGGGACAGCAGCAGGGAAAGCGACAGGGACUACCUCAUCCUGACGCUCACUAAGAAUGACUUGGACAAGGCCAACAAAGACAAAGCUAACCGCUACUUUUCGCCAAACUUCAAGGUGAAGUUGUAUUUUACAAAAACCGUGGAGGAGCCGAAUUCUGAGAUAGGCACGACAUCCGUCACCCCGGACGUUAGCGACAAUGAGCCAGACCAUUAUCGAUACUCUGACACCACUGACUCUGAUCCGGAAAAUGAACCUUUUGAUGAAGAGCAGCACACACAAAUCACAAAAGUGUGAACUCUUUUUAAACAGGAAAAAGAAGAAAGUAUACACCAGAAAAAAGGAGAAAACUUGAAUAUAAACUCAAAAGAAGAACCUUUGUCCCUUCCCUCGCCCAGACGGCAAUAGAAUAUCAUCAUGUCAAAUGCCAAUUUUAGGGAAAAAAAAGAUAAAUAUCCUGACCAAUAUAUUGUUUUUUUAUUUUUCUUUUUUUCUUUGGCACAGCCAUAUACCAUGUUCGAGGUAUUGACACUGUUGCUCCAUGGGAAAAGGUGCUGUAGCUAUAAAAAAUGUGUGUACAUACAGAUGGGUGACAAAUGAAAGGAACAACCAACAUGAAGUGUCUUAGGAUGGAGUCAGGCCGCCACGAUCCUCCAGCACAGCUUCAGUACUCCUUGCCAAGUCUGUGGAACUCUAUUGGAGGGAUGAACACCACAUUCCCUCAUAUAUAUACAUAUAUACAUAUACACACACACACACACACCACCUUUUUAUAUAAUCAGGUAAUCUCAUUGGGAUCAAGCUCUCUUUUGUAAGAGAUGGAGAGAACAGAAAGGAAAAACAAGCAUAGCCAGACAUAACAAAAGGACAUCACUAAAUAGAUUUGAAGAUGAAAGUUUAUAUUAUAUCAUUUGAUUUUAUGGAGGUGGUGGUGGAGAGCAUUGUCUUACACAUUGGUCCAAAAUCUUCCAUAGGUGUGAAACUGGGUUGAGGUAUGGUGACUAAAGUCUGUAGUAUUUUAUCAUUUUCGUAUUCGCCAAACCAUUCAGUGAGCCCUGCUGCACAGAAGCAUUUGAUAUGUUUUCUCCACUACUCAGGUUUUUCCUUUUUAAUUUGUCCCCCGUCUGUAUAUACAUGCAUAUAUAAACAAACUUUUUUUGUGUCAAAGACAAUGGAAAGAGUACCACAAUCAGGAGACGGGAGUUGAAGUGUGGGAGAAGUUAGAAUGAUAUACUAGGACUAUGCUGCUCCUUCUCCUGUCUAAACCAAGGCCAGUGCUGCAGUCACUUUGUUUCACUCCCUUUCUUCUCCUCCCCCUUUCUCCUCAUCUUUUACUCUCCCUCCAUCCGAUCCUCCUUUCCUUAUCCUCCUUUACUGUGAAUGCUUCUUGUGCUCUUUGCAGGCUGUCUCACGUGACUUUCGGUCUUUGUGCAGUGCAAACUGCAUGCGGGCAGUGGGUUGGGGGUGGGUGGGGUUAUGAAGAGGCUGUGAUGAUGUCUAAAGCAUUGCCAUUCCUGUUCCCACUGUGUAUACGUUAAAUUAUGCAGAACAAGGUAUCCCAUGUAAUUGUUAAUGUUUUUUUUAUCCUAAGAUAAUAAAAAUAUAAUACACAAAACA